CAAAAAAUCCCCUGUAUUAUUGAUUACAUUGGUCGCGAAAGAACUACGUGGUGUUCAAAAGAGCUUCACAGCUCAUCUGAUUUACUCCAAUUUCAAGUCAUCGCCCGCUUCUCAUCACAAAUCGAUGCUGUGCGGCGAUCGGAGGAAUCGAUUCGACUGCCCGCUGAUGACGUCAGCCCGGCUUCCGCCACGUGCUCCUCCGCAGCGGUGGCUUGGAGCUUGUACAGUACGUGAGCGGCACGCAACCGCAUGAGCGGUGUAACCCUGUGGGUUAUCGCAGUCCUUUUUUAUUUUUACUUCUAAGCCCCCCCCCCCCCCUCUCUUGUGCACUCUCGCCUUUUCUCGAGUCCCGCGUGUCCUCUUCGGCCGGCCGCGGGGAGGAGGAGCCGGAAACCCAGGAGGAGGUAAAGAUGGACACCGGUGCCCCCGUCAGAGGAAGGACGAAGCUGGAGGAGAUCCUUGCAGCAGGUCCCAUGGUGUUCUGCAGUAAAAUGGCCAUACUGCAGGGCGGGCUGCUGCUGGCCGAGAGGCAGCUGAGGCCAAAGCGUCUUGAGGAGAUGGACAAGGCCGACUGGAGCACCAUUCGCGACGCCAUGCUGGGCACCGCCAAUGAAGUCUGCUCCUCUCCGGAGCACUCUGACAUCAAGAAGAUCCAUUGGAAGAAAAAGAUCUUGGCUCUGCUGUGGAUGAAGAUGCUCCGAAUGUCCCCGCAUUGCAAAACACACAAUGACGGUCUCCAACUCGAUGAUGAUGAUAAUGAUGAUUCUGAGAGCGACCUGUUUUUUCCCAUAAAUCACAUGAUGCCCAUGAUAAAUCGGACGUUUCUGUUUGAGCUGGUGAAAGACCUUCAGGCUGCAGCCGAAUUCGCCCAGCUUAUGAAUCUCCUGCCGGCUGAUGUGUGCGCUCGUGAGACAAAGCAUUUUCUAGCUCAUGUUCUCAAAGACGCAGCGGAGGCAGACGUUGCAUUGCUGCUUGAUGUAUGGAGAGGCAUUCUUCUGCACACGGGAUGCAAGAAGACCGAGGGGGAGCUGGAGAAAGCAUUUGAAGACAACCUGAAACCGGCGAGCCCUGAAUCGGUAGACAUCUGCCCAGCUGCCAAACGGCCUAAAAAGGACAAUGAUUGUGGUGUAGUGUUGGAGAAAGAUAUAGGAGCGUCUUCUGUUGCAUUAGUGUUGGAACUCAGCGCUUCUAACUAUAAUGAUAUUCCAGCAUAUUUUAUAGAAAGCCUCUUUAAAAUUGCAGGGGAGAUCGUUGCACCAGUCCACAAAUACGAGGCUCUCGCAAAUUUCGCCGAUACAUUAUUUAAGUCUGCCUUGCACCAAAAGGGUCUUGACCUGUGGGGUUUGCCGGUCGAAGAGUACGUGGACAAAGUCGGCGUGCUGCUGCAUCUUAGAGGUUUCAAAAUGAGCAGAGACCAUAACAGCACGGUGGAACAGGUCAGGGAAGUCGAGAAUGAGGUCUAUAAUAACCAUUCUGGUGGGGUGCUGAGACUGGACGUGUGCCAGCUUAACCGAUACCUUAAGUCUUUUUGCGAACUUCUGGAGGCCUGGAAGGAGGGACUCUGUAUAAUACAAGAGGACCAGCCUGUCGCCAGUCGGGCAGCUGUUGAGUCAUACCGUAUGGUGGACAGUUUGAGGCGCCUGUGUUCAGUCAUGUCCCUAAACGUGAGUGUUUCUGAAGAUCCAGUGACCACAAGUGACGCGAUCUCUUUCGAGCCUUUGCCUCUGAGCAACAUUCUUGCUCAGCUUGAGCCCACGCAUACGUGGCAAGUCCCCGACAACGUGCAGCUGCUUGUUGCCACGUCCAUGGUCGACAGGAAGAUGCGCAGGCACCAGGACGUCUGCGAGUUGAUGAUCGCUCGCGUCGACUGGGCAAUCAAAGAAGAACGCUGGAUGCAGUGCUUGAAAAAAAACAUUUCACGACUGAACACGCCACAACUCGUCUUGGCUUUGGCUAGAACCUUCGCCAAAGUCAUUGCGCAGCUUAAGGGAGGGCUCGCGAGCGAGAGCUUGCUGCUGCUGAAAGCAAAGAGGCUGAAGGAGUCGCUCGUGAGUACUUUUUCCGCACUGGCCCCAGCGGGAUGUAACGAAGUCCUGCGUACGGUGGUGGAGGAGACGGGCGGUGAUGGUUUGGGAGUUGAGCGGUUGGAAGCUUUGGCAGAGGACUUUGCCAUGGACAUGAACCUGGUGUUCAACUGCAUCACGGACACGAGCUCUGGAGACGGACUUUCACGAGCCAUUUGCACCGUGGGUACGGCUGCCCUCCUGGCUCCUCGUGCCACCGUCAAUGAGAUUUGUCGUCAGGCCGUGACGAAUGUCGGAGCGCCCUCGAUUAUGGCGCAAGUCCUGCUGGGACUCCCUGCUUUGGCUAUGCCUGUUAAAAACUCCAGAGGGGACAGUCUCAGCAUGCUUUUGGACUGUCUCUCGACUCGAACCUUAGGGCAGCUCUCAACUGAAAAGGAAGAGCGACAGUUUGUGGAGUUUUUGCGCGCCCUCACGCUUUCACCACAACAGUCCAGUAAUCCACUGAUUUCUCCAGCUGAAAUUCUCAAUACCUUUGUCCUCCCGUAUUUGCAGGAGCAGGGCAGCAUUUUGGAAUUCGCUCUUAAAAUCUUUAGCCAAAUUUUGAAUAUUGAAGGGGCCACUAAAAGUGACCAGAAAAUUGAGCCAUUGGCUAUUGGUGGUGGUGGUGGUCGAGAUGAUACCGAAACGAUUACCAAUGUCCAGCAAACUGUAAUUCCCUCUGGUGGUGUAUCAAGCAGUCAAUUUUCUGAGUUACCUGUCAAUGCUGCCCACCCGCAGACCAAAUCCUGUGUCCAGCACUGGCUAAUGGACUGCUCGCCAUUCCCAAUCAUUAUGUGUCUCAGCCAGCAGCUGGAACGCCGCAAGGUUUGCCGUUGCCCCGAUGGCUUGCAGACGGGCGAAGGUGAGCAUUCGGUGAUGGAGAUAAAAAGCCAUCUCAUGGAGGUGCUGGCUCAGGUUUGUGUGAUCGUGCAAAAUGCCAUGAGUGUGGAGACCACGGACUGGGUGCGCUCUGUGGACUGGCUGGACCACAGUGUUGCUUCGAUGGAUUGGUCCGUUCGCCUGCACCUGCUGCCCAUCCUGUCCCCGCAGCGCAAGGCGUGCGCUCCAGAAGUCCUAUUCGGUGUGUGCAAGCUUCCCGAUGCUCGGUGGGAGCGAUGCCGCAGUGAAGACUCAUCGUUGUACGGCCCAGGAACGGGCCUGCUGGCCUGGAUUGAGUGCUGCCGUGUAAGCGAUGGGCUCGCCGAACAGAUGAUCAAAUCCCUGCACGUCGACCAGACGCAGCCUGAGGAGGUGAACCUGUUCAGCAAGGGCUUUCUGCUGGUCGUGACGCAGAUUCUGCCCGAGUGCACGCUCACCGAGUGGCGACGUGUGGUGAGGGUGAUGUGCCGCCUGCUCGAAGCCAGGGUCCUCCACGUCCCCGUCACGCUGGAGUACGUGCAGUUCCUGCCGUUGACCGACCUGCGACCCUUCUCGGUGGCGCUGCGGGUCUCUCAGCUCCUGCUGCGUGUCUUCCAGCUACUGUGCGGCUCGAGCUGCGCCGGCUGGCUCUCCCACGCCGGCUGGGCACACGCUGUAAGCCUGGCUGCCGGCACCUUCGUGGACAUGAUGCGAGAGUUUGGAACACGGAGGAGUAACGCCGGCCCGAGAGGCAAAGUGAAGCACGCCGAACGCGCAGCCGUAAACGACCUAUCCAUGACAGUGUCUCCCGAACAGAAGAUUGCACAGAAGAAAGCGAAGGGGAAAGUGAAAGUUGAAGUCGACGCGAAAAGUAAAGACGGUAAAGCACAAGGCGGAGUAUCCGUGGAAACAGAAACGUGUGAAGGUGUUGCUGGAGUGUCCUCACCAGAGGGAAUCGGCUUUGCUGCCUGUCAGCUCUUCUGCCAUGCGCUGCACAUAAUGGCCAUGGUGAAGGUUGACCACUGCGAGUUGCUGUUCUUAGCCGCCCUGGAGAUUUUGUCCACAGUCGAGGGGGCACGCGGGGCAGCCGAUAGCUCGUGCAGUACCCUGGAGCAAGCCAACCAGAAGCAAUUCCUUGAAGCCAUCGCAGAGAACGCAGCCGUCCCAGAGCACCGUGCCACCCUGCUGCAGAAGAUCUCCCAGCUUUGAGGCACAAAGUUGCGCACUUGCAGCGUCAUUGCAACAACAACAAAAAAACUUCCCUUCUUUAGUCCUCUGCCCAAGGACAGGUCUUGAGCUUGCGUCAUUUAUACUCUUUGGUUCUAUUCGGUAAAGUCACGUAGGUAAAAAAUAAAACAACAAAAAUCACGACGUU
Molecule: messenger RNA, 4296 nt
Organism: Petromyzon marinus (sea lamprey)
Lineage: Eukaryota; Metazoa; Chordata; Hyperoartia; Petromyzontiformes; Petromyzontidae
Gene: GEMIN4
Product: gem nuclear organelle associated protein 4
Biological process (GO): rRNA processing; spliceosomal snRNP assembly
Cellular component (GO): SMN complex
Source: RefSeq, a predicted model, not a curated record